Messenger RNA from Cyprinodon variegatus (sheepshead minnow), 1659 nucleotides. Its product is annotated as kelch-like protein 13. The annotation marks the transcript as partial. Gene Ontology annotation, molecular function: ubiquitin-protein transferase activity; cullin family protein binding. Gene Ontology annotation, cellular component: Cul3-RING ubiquitin ligase complex. The transcript has 9 exons. Gene Ontology annotation, biological process: regulation of cytokinesis; protein ubiquitination. The record is from RefSeq and is a predicted model, not a curated record. NCBI's taxonomy places the organism in Eukaryota, Metazoa, Chordata, Actinopteri, Cyprinodontiformes, Cyprinodontidae.
CGUUGAUACUCGCUCAGAUGCUACCACUGUUCAGCCAGCUGGUGCAGUGCAGCAGACAUUUUCUGCUCCAUCUUCUUCUCUGAGUUCUUUGACAUUACAUGGACAAUCUGGAGGGGGGCCUUGGAUCCAGUCUGCUGAGGAAGCUUUCCUCCAGGAAGAAUCACCAGCGCAACAACAGCCCUCAGCCUCCAGGUGACAAUGAACAGGGGGCGAGUGGUGAUGACAGUGGGGCAGGCAGGCUCAGCCGCAGAUUCUCCCGAAUGAGCAGCAGACAUCAGUCCAGGGAUCCUCCAAGACCUCCAGCUCAUCAGGAAAGGCCUCCUGCUCCACCUGUUCAGGAAGAUGAAAGGCUUCCUCCACCAGCCCUUGCAGUGUCUCCCCCUCCAGCACCUUCUCCUUUCCCCAUUCCCAUGGAUCGGCCACCUAAACGCCCCGACAAAUCCACGAAGCCAAAGCUCCCACCUCGGCCUCUUUCCAAGGUGUUCAGUAGUGAUGAACACGGAUCGGCUGUGUUGCAGGGAGGCAUGAGGGAGCAGGAGAUGAGAGAGAUCAAGCUGUAUGGGGUCACUAAAGCAGGCUUAAAGAACAUCAUAGAGUUCAUUUACACAUCCAAAGUCAGCCUUGACAUGGGCAACCUCCAGGAUACACUUGAAGCUGCAAAUUUCUUGCAAGUCAUGCCUGUUUUGAGCUUCUGCAACGAACUUCUGAGCAGUGAGAUUACCAUUGAUAACUGUGUGGAAGUGGAAAAGAUUGCUACAGACCUGCUUCUUGAAGACGUUCUGGUGAACAUAGGUAAGUUUGUGAGCCAGAACCUCACAGCGUUGGUUGAUUCUGGUCGCUACCAGCAGCUCUCAGAGACCAGCAUCGCCAAUGCUCUGGCCAGCAACUCGCUGAGCGGUUUUUCCGAGCUGGAGCUCUACCACAUUGCCAAAGGUUGGCUGGAGCACGACCCUCCCUCACGUCACUCCUCCGUUUACGCCUUGAUGCGCCACAUUCGUUUCCCACUUAUGAGCCCCAAUGAGCUGAUUCAGAUCUCCCAAGAUGAGGAGGAGGAAAGUGACUCCAUGAUGCGCUCUGAUACUGCCUGCGUGAACCUCCUGCUGGAGGCCAGUAACUACCAGAUGAUGCCUUACAUGCAGCCAGCCCUGCAAACCGAGAGGACGCAGAUUCGAUCAGACGCCACUCACAUCCUGGCGCUCGGAGGCGUGAUGAGACAACAACUGGUGGUGAGCCGGGAGCUAAGGCUUUAUGAUGAGAACACCGGCUACUGGAGGCCUCUGAAGCCCAUGGAUGUGCCUCGUUACCAACACGGGGUGGCUCUUCUUGGAGGCUUCCUCUUUAUUGUUGGAGGUCAGAGCACAUACGACACAAAGGGCAAGACGGCCAUAGACAGCGCCUAUCGCUAUGAUCCACGCUUUGACAAAUGGCUUCAGAUUGCCUCACUCAAUGAGAAAAGGACAUUUUUCCACCUCAGCGCUCUGAAAGGGAAACUGUUUGCAGUGGGAGGAAGAAACGCCUCAGGGGAAAUCGACACAGUGGAGUGCUACAACUUAAAGAAAAAUGAGUGGACCUUUGUAACCAACAUGGUGGAACCUCACUAUGGGCAUGCUGGAACAGUUCAUGGCGGUCUCAUGUACAUCUCAGGUGAGGGAACCAGCG